Molecule: messenger RNA, 758 nt
Organism: Liolophura sinensis
Lineage: Eukaryota; Metazoa; Mollusca; Polyplacophora; Chitonida; Chitonidae
Product: small ribosomal subunit protein eS8-like
Exons: 6
Coding region: 26-652 (208 amino acids)
Biological process (GO): translation
Cellular component (GO): ribosome
Molecular function (GO): structural constituent of ribosome
Source: RefSeq, a predicted model, not a curated record
CUUCCUUUUUCCCCGAUUCGCCAUCAUGGGUAUCUCUAGAGAUAAAUGGCACAAACGGCGAAAGACGGGAGGCCGUAUGGCCCAGAUCCGCAAAAAGCGGAAGUUCGAGUUGGGGAGACCGGCAGCAAAUACCAAGCUGGGUGCCAAGAAAAUCCACACGGUGCGGACUAUGGGUGGGAACAAGAAAUACCGGGCUUUGCGAUUGGACACGGGCAACUUCUCCUGGGGCUCCGAAAGUAUCACCCGCAGAACUCGUAUCAUUGACGUUAUAUACAAUGCCAGUAACAACGAGCUGGUGAGAACCAAGACCCUAGUGAAGAGUUGUAUUGUCCAGAUUGAUGCCACGCCCCUCAGACAGUGGUACGAGGCGCACUAUGCCCUUCCCCUUGGGCGCAAGAAGGGUGUCAAGCAGCCCGAGGCAGACAGUGCUAUCAACAAAGAGCGUUCCAAGAAGACCCAGAAGAAGUACGAGGAGAGGAAGAAGACCGCUCAGGUGGAACACAACCUGGAGGAACAGUUCGCUACAGGCAGAGUUCUAGCGAAGAUCUGUUCACGGCCGGGUCAGUGUGGCAGAGUGGACGGUUAUGUAGUGGAAGGCAAAGAGCUCGAGUUUUACCUGAGAAAAACAAAGACCAAGAAGGGCAAAAGCUAAACUACCAGACUACAAUUCAAGGAAAUCUUGAACUGGAAGUGAUCUUAUCAAAUGCUCUACACGAUCGUGAUGAGAUAACAGUAAUAAUAACAAAAUUACACAGAAA